CUGCACCCUCUGUACCUAACCACAAGCGACGUCGUCUCCUCCAGAGAGCAACAACCCACAACCCCUAACUCGUUCGCUUCCAUCAUCUUCACUUAACUUCCAGGUCCUAUUGAAGAAUGCGAAUACAUAUUGACCACACGACAUCCAAUUCGACCCUACAACCCCACCACAUACAUGAUAUGUGUUCUGGUGGGACCCCAGUCAACGACUGACGACGUCGUGCUCAGCCGUGUUCCGGGUUUGCCGCCUCUGUUUGAGCAGCACCAUGAGCGCUGCUACCGUGACAACCUCUCUGGACGCUUGUCCCACGAUGUGCGGACAUCGGCCGCAUAUCAAGCAGAGAGUGUCUUGGCACAGGUCGAUGAUUAUUCCCUCGUCCCCUACGCCGGUGUGGCUACCGCCUAA
Messenger RNA from Neurospora hispaniola, 405 nucleotides. RefSeq lists its product as uncharacterized. Bases 175 to 405 code for a protein of 76 amino acids. NCBI's taxonomy places the organism in Eukaryota, Fungi, Ascomycota, Sordariomycetes, Sordariales, Sordariaceae. The record is from RefSeq and is a predicted model, not a curated record. The transcript has 2 exons.